Cuscuta epithymum is the source of this 1424-nucleotide messenger RNA. NCBI's taxonomy places the organism in Eukaryota, Viridiplantae, Streptophyta, Magnoliopsida, Solanales, Convolvulaceae. The record is from the annotation of a GenBank genome assembly.
GAAAACGGGGGGAUCUGAGCACUACCGUGGAAUUGAGGUGAAAUCCAGGGAGGAAGAACUAACUCGAAUAGAUAUUUCCUUUCGCAAUCAGAAGUCAAUGGCAAUAUCAGAAGAAGGCAAACAACUUCAGAGGUCAGAAUGCAAAGAAAGUGUAGAAUGGGAAACACUCUAGAAGUUUGAACGCAAAGAAAGUGUAAAAAGGCUGCAACCAUUUGCCGUUACACCUUUUCGAGCUGGGCAGUAAACAUCUUCCAAAUCCACACAUGGAAGGAUACUACAAAACCGUUGUGGUGACGUCAUGCACACUAGGAAGUUUCGACCAUCAAGUCGGCUGCCUAAACAUUCAAAAGUCACUAUUAAUGAUGGGAUUGCAAUUAAUUAGACGUAUCCCCACAUCAAUUCAAAAUUCAAGUGCCAGAUGUUUCACUUUCCGUCCAAACUUUGCACCUGGAGAUUCACCAGGUGUUAGAAUUCCGAUCAAGGGGACUCCACGCAGCUCAAGUAUUAAGCUUUUACUCCUUUCUAUCUUUAAUUUUACAUUACGAACUCAAAAGAAGUGAGGGAUUCUAAGUACCGGACUCAAAAAUCCUUAUGAAUUUCAAGAUAAUCCCACAUCGGGUCGACAAUCACACUUCUCAACAAGCAUUGCCAGCCACACUAGGCUCGACGAUCAAGCAAUUCAACAAGCCAAAAGCCUAAUUUCCAGAAUAGCGGCAGCCGAUUGGGUGAUUUGACCAUUUGAAUCUGCAGUCUGCCGAUUGAGGAAAAGGAAGCGUCUGCUACUCUACUGCAUCUGCCCUCUACGUUUCAACGCUACAGUCUACAGGAAAAACCAUGAAGUUCUAGAAGGAAGAGUUCCGACACUGAAUCGUUAUCAACACUAUUUUUUUGCAAGAGUUUAUCACUAUGAGCUCAGAAAAGGAACCACGUCGGCGGCUAUCGUGCUCAGCCUGUUUCGAUGCACUCUGGUUCUGCUAUACUCCGGUCCAUCAAAUGCAGCAGUACUAUAGGCUGGGUAAACUUGACAACUGUUCAAAUAAAUGGAGUGCUCUUUAUGACUGUUUGAGACUAAAAACCAAGUCGCAAGCUGAAGUGGAGGAAAUUUUGGAAAAGCGUGAGAAAACCAAGCCUCACAUAUGGACUUUUCGGACGCCAGAAGAAGCAUCCUUGCAUUGGCAAAAGCUUUAUGGGCAUACAUAUGAAGAUGAGUGAAAUACAUAUAAUUGAUCAGUUAUUCAUUUUGUCUUUUUUUUUUUUUCAUUCAAAACUCAACUAAUGAUGACAGCGAUUUAUCAAUAUGGUAGUCACUAGUGAAAGUUAGUCAUAUCAGCUGGUUAAGCUGAGGAUUUUGGUUUAUGGAAGCUCUAAUGCUUCUUUGAGCAAGUGGUCAUUAUCUUUGUGAAGUGUGAACAACGUUACUCGCU